AUGGAGUCUUCCCUAUCGCCCGUCAAACCUGAGGAUGUGGAUGCGCUCGUGCGAAAAGUCGAGUUUCCUGCGGACCUAGACAAUCUGUUGCGUCGCCUGAUGUUCCCACGCUCGACGGAGCAGUGGGAUUAUAAGGAAAAUAAAAUAAAAUGGGCAAUCGAUGGUAUUUAUGAGGCAAUCGACCAAGAGAACGAAAUGCUCUAUAAGGCAUGUGGAACAGAUGGACUACCAGUCGGACUCAUAGGUUGGACCACCAGCUUGGAUGCCCCAUCAAAAAAGACCACAGAUGGUGAGAAUUGUGUCCUUUAUGACUCGGAAAUAAACAUUGGAGAAAGACGAAGAAGGAAGGCGAGGCAUCGCGACUUUUGGACUCCGCCCUCUUUAGAUGUGCCUUCCUGGCUUGACGUCUCAAGACUGCUGAGAGCAGAGAGGCAAAGAGUUCUUCAAAACUGGCAUGGCAAUGGGAUAUGCAGGAUCAUAUUCAUGGCUGUGGAUCCAGAUCACCAACGACAAGGCGUUGGGUCUACACUCUUGAAGAUGUUCUGUGACUUUGUGGACACGAAUGCACUUGACGUCUUCGUUCUGUCCUCUCCUGCCGGUAUCCAGCUCUACUCUAAAUUUGGAUUCAAAGCUGUCGGAGUUGUGGAAACAACAAAGGGAAGUUUUACUAGCAUGCUACGGACUUCAGGCUUGGAUUCCAGGCGAAAUUUGGCAUCAUCAUUUGUUAGUAAUUGA
Molecule: messenger RNA, 735 nt
Organism: Penicillium maclennaniae
Lineage: Eukaryota; Fungi; Ascomycota; Eurotiomycetes; Eurotiales; Aspergillaceae
Exons: 2
Coding region: 1-735 (244 amino acids)
Molecular function (GO): acyltransferase activity, transferring groups other than amino-acyl groups
Source: RefSeq, a predicted model, not a curated record